Molecule: messenger RNA, 1593 nt
Organism: Lentinula edodes (shiitake mushroom)
Lineage: Eukaryota; Fungi; Basidiomycota; Agaricomycetes; Agaricales; Omphalotaceae
Exons: 5
Coding region: 1-1593 (530 amino acids)
Molecular function (GO): GTPase activator activity
Source: RefSeq, a predicted model, not a curated record
AUGGCGAGUCUACUGGAAAUUUUCCAUAUUAAAUCCACAGCGUUUAACAUCUUAAAUGUAGAUGUGUGUGCUGAUUGCAAGGCCAGGGCACCGCGAUGGGCAUCACAUAACCUCGGGAUAUUCAUUUGUGUCAAUUGUGCUGCUAUACAUCGCAAGAUUGGAACCCAUGUCACGAAAGUGAAAAGCUUAACCUUAGACUCGUGGACAAAGGAGCAACUUGAAAGGAUGAAGGAAAUGGGCAACCUGAAUUCCAAUGCCAUUUACAAUCCCAAUGAGCUUCGCCACCCUCCCCCACUGAUGUUAAUAGAGGAUGAAAGAGACAGCGAACUGGAAAAGUACAUUCGAGCCAAGUACGAAUACAAAAAAUUCUUCGACAGACACGCUUUAGUAGCUUCUAAACUGGGUCCUUCUCGAUCGACUUCCACCAUUUUACCUCGGAAGCCUAACCCGACGUCUACAACGCCAGCGGGUAUAUCCGCUCGGCCGUCUACUGCAUCCCUCCCAUCUUCGUCCGCGCCUAUGGCCCAGGCUCGUUCGGUCUCACAGCCUGUACCAUCGUCUUUAUCAUCUGCACCAUUACAACCUGCAUCCCGGCAGCAGCAACAACAACAGCCACAGCAGUCUCAACAAUCAGGACCCAUGUCUGCUUCAGCAAAUGGGACAGGCGUAUGGAAUGACCUCGUUUCAUUACAGGCACCCUCAGCGAAUUCAUCACUUCCAUUACAAUAUCAACCUCCGAAUACUGCUAACUUAGGACCCACCAACCCUUUCGGCGCCAUGACUGGUAUUAUGAACAGUUCGAUGCCUACCGGGAUGUCGGGUAUUUCUGGUAUGAAUGGGAAUGGUAUGGGUAUGAAUGGAAUGGGAUACAACCUGGCCAACAGUAAUACGGGAGUGGGAAUGGGUCCUAAUGGCUUGAGCAUUAAUCCAGGACCUCCCAUGGGAUUAGGCGUAAAUUCACCAUUUUCUGCUGGUGUGCCAUCAUCGACAAACCCAUUCCAGCAGACACAGCUCUCGGUGACAAACCCCUUCGCGCAGCAACAGCAACCAAUGUCCGCCAAUUACCCACUCUCGGCUCCGUUGCCUUUCAGUGCUGUCCCGACGGGUCUCUCGACAUCCUUCAUGACACAACAAUCGCAACAGUCUCCGUUGUACCAGUCACAACCGUCGCCGAUGAUCCCCCAUGUGCAGAUGCAAAUGCAGUCGUUGCAGUCCCCUACUCCAAUGUUCUCGCCAUCGCCGCAGAAUCCAAAUCCGAUCCAGCAGCAGCAGCAAAAUCAGUUUCAGUUUUCUGGUUCAAUGCAACAGGGAGGACAUAGUCCUCAACCACAAAUGUCGACAACGCCCCAGCCGCCGAUGUCGUCUACGCCACAGCUGCAAGGGCAGCAGUUCAUGUCUCCUUCUCCGCAACUGCAAAUGGGCGUAGGUGCAGGUCCGGGUAUGGGAACGGGCAUGGGUGUGGGUUAUGGAAUGGGUAUGAAUGGCCAAUCGAUGCAGCAGACUCAAAUGUUCACUGCAGGCGGUCCAUGGGCCCAGCAGCAGUCAACAAUGUUCGCUACGCCUGGACAAGCUCAGCGGUGGGGUGGGAUUUGA